AUUACCUUUACUAAAUAAUCCUCUCCAUAGAAACUUUAGUGUAUUCUUUUUCUUAGUAGACAAGAAUUGAAUUUGAAAAUAAAAUCUAUUCAAUCAUUUUUGUUGAGAAUGUUAUUAUGAAUACAACUAUGUAAUUAAUGGAAUUUGGGUGAAAUGUUAGAAUACAGUCAGAAAUUAGUGAGUAAAACAUAUGGAUGAAUAGACGUGAUGCUUAAAUAAUAUAUUCAUAAACAAUGCAGGUCCAGACUGUCAAGCUUGAUGGUCUCCAGUGUCUCACACCAGCCUCAUUACCUCUCCUAGUAGAAGCACUGUGUUCUAUGCCCAACCUGACUUACCUGACACUUGGUGAGCUUCUCCAUGAGGAGUUCUACUCUACAUUGAAAGCAAAGGCAUCAUCCAUACAGGGUUGUUUUCCUCAGAUCAGGAAGGGAAACUUCAGGUUGAAUGAUGUUACUCAAGAUGACUUGAACUCAUUUCUUCACAACCUCUCAAGGUACGUUUCUACCUACCAUGCCACUAUGUCAAGUUCUGCUCCAUCUCCUAACCCUCCAGUCUCGAGACAUCAUCAACCUGCCAUGUCUGCAGGGUACCUUUCACCAACACAGUAUCCACAGCCGGUUCCUGAGAGCACAGUACAAGCAGUACUGGUAGAGACCACCCUAAACAGCAGCCCAUGGCCGACGUAA
Messenger RNA from Strongylocentrotus purpuratus (purple sea urchin), 686 nucleotides. RefSeq lists its product as uncharacterized. NCBI's taxonomy places the organism in Eukaryota, Metazoa, Echinodermata, Echinoidea, Camarodonta, Strongylocentrotidae. Bases 234 to 686 code for a protein of 150 amino acids. The record is from RefSeq and is a predicted model, not a curated record. The transcript is spliced from 4 exons.